Messenger RNA from Jaculus jaculus (lesser Egyptian jerboa), 1161 nucleotides. RefSeq names its product RIB43A-like with coiled-coils protein 1. The transcript has a single exon. Bases 1 to 1161 code for a protein of 386 amino acids. The record is from RefSeq and is a predicted model, not a curated record. NCBI's taxonomy places the organism in Eukaryota, Metazoa, Chordata, Mammalia, Rodentia, Dipodidae.
AUGUAUAAGGUCGACCUCACGCCAGAUCCCAAGGAGAUGGCAGCCAUUGAAGCGAGAAGGAGACGAGAAAGAGAGAGACAAAGCCGAUUUUUCAACGUGCGCAACCGAGUCAUAGGCGCGGAUGUGGAAGCCCUGAACCGCCAGGUGGAGGAGCGAAGGCAGCGCGAGACGAUGGAGCGAAGCGAGGACUUGGUUCACGGCACCAAGAACGCGCAGUAUGGUCUGGUGGCGCAGAUGCUGGAGAAGGAGGAGGCAGAACGGGCCCGUCAGUUUUCCAAGAAAGUGCAGGAUUUCCGGCAGCAGAAGCAGCAGCAGAAGCAGGAGCAGCAGCAAUUGCUCAGUAACGGACCUGAAUCUGACCCAUGGGAUCCAGGACCAUCUCAAGCGUUUCCAGGCCCUCUCAGUAACAGCGGUCUAUGCUACGGCCCAUCCAGCAUGCAGUGCUUCCUUGGGGAGGACCUGAACAGAGCCUCCAACCUGAGAAAGCAGCAGCAGCAGUUAAGGUCCGACCUGGAGAAGCAGCUGCAGGAGCAACAGGAAUGCAUGAAAGAAGAGAUCCGCGCGGAUUUGCUCAGUAACCAGCUGCGCCUCGCCGCAGACAUGCGCGCCAACGAGCUGGCCAGGUUGGAGGAGUCCUGUCGUGCAGCCAUGAGAACGGCCAUGGCCAAUGCCAACAAAGCCCAGGCAGCUAAGCAGGCUCAAGACAAACGCCGUGAACGUCAGCAACAAGAGGAUGCCAACCUCAUGGAGAUCAAGAACCAGCUCACCAGCGACCUACUGACUGAGAAUCCCCAGGCUGCCCAGCAUCCCCAGGCUGCCCACCGGGUCCUCCCCUAUUGCUGGAAAGGGAUGACUCCGGAGCAGAGAGCUGCCAUCAGGAAAACCCAGGAAGCACAGCGCCGUGAAAAGAAGGAACAGCACCGAGCUGAGAAAGAACUGGAUGCUGAGUGGGGAAAACAAACCAUAAAAUUGGCUGAAGCCUCCCUGGAGCUGGAAGCGCAGGAGAGGGCGCUGUGUGCAGAAUUUCGAAGGGGGCUAGGCUCCUUCAACCAGGAGCUGGCUAAGGAGCAACAGGCCCAGCAGAACUAUCUGAAUUCAGUCAUCUACACCAAUCAGCCUACAGCCCACUACUACCUGCAAUUCAACACGAGCAGCCGCUGA